AGAAAAGACAUCAGAGGUGCAAACAUGUUCAGGUGGGCUGAAGAUGACUUGGCUGCUGGUGCUCCACCAUGUCUUCAGAGUCAAAGCCAACCAGCAGAUGACAAAAUCUACAUCAUGUAUCAUGGCACUACUAGAGCGGCUGCAGACCAAAUAAAAAAACAGGGGUUUUGCCAGUCUAAGGAUGGCAUGCUUGGACGUGGCGUCUACCUCAGCCGAGAUCUACAGAAGGCCUCUAGAUACCCUGUGGAGCUGCCUGAGGACAAGAGAGUGGUGUUGAGAGUGAGGGUGAAUGUUGGUAGAGUUAUAAAGAUUGACCAUCAACGUCAUCCACUGCAGAAAACCUGGCAUGAUAAAGGGUACGACACUGCCUGGUGCCCUCCAAAAUGUGGCAUGGUGCGAAGCGGUCUUGAAGAAGAUUGUGUUUGGGAUCCAAAACGUAUCCAGGUCAUUGAUGAAAUCUGCCCACAAAAGACAGCAACAUAUUGUGGCUUUGGUGACCCUUAUAAGUGA
Danio rerio (zebrafish) is the source of this 510-nucleotide messenger RNA. It is a transcript of the gene gig2l, whose product is annotated as grass carp reovirus (GCRV)-induced gene 2l. The record is from RefSeq and is marked validated. Lineage: Eukaryota; Metazoa; Chordata; Actinopteri; Cypriniformes; Danionidae. Gene Ontology annotation, molecular function: NAD+ poly-ADP-ribosyltransferase activity.